CCCAGAGCAUGCGCUGCUCUGGGUGGCGGAGCGCGGCACGGCGGGCGGUUGGCGGCGCAGCACUUCCUCGGCAGCCGCGGCGGCAGCCAGCUACCACGGCCCUUACAUUGCUGCCGUGCGGGGCCGUGGUGCCGGUCGCGGACCCCGGGGCUGCGCGCUGGCGAGCCGCUCCCCGCCCACUCUACGCCCGAGGGUUGAAGCGGCGAGCGGGGCGCCGCGGCGGCGGCCAUGGGCAACGAGGCGAGCCUGGAAGGAGGCGAAGGGCUGGGUGCUUUCCCCGAAGGGGCGGCGGCAGCCGGGGAUGGCGGCGGCCCCGCGGCCCCCUUGCAGCACCUUGUCCCGGCUGGGGUGGAGGCCGACCUGAGCCAGCUGAGCGAGGAGGAGAGGAGGCAGAUCGCCGCUGUCAUGUCAAGGGCGCAGGGGCUGCCCAGAGGGAACCUCGCCGGCGCGGAGCCGCCUCCCAUGCAAAGACAUCCUGAGCUUGAUACAAGCCACCAUCCCAGGCUGCCAGCUAAGCCUCCAGAUCCAGGACCACCAAGUUUAAGUAAAAGCAGAACAGUAGAUGUGCUGAAGACAGAACAACGUGCACCUGGACGGAGCCCUUCCUCUAUUAGUUUAAAGGAAUCAAAGUCCAGGACUGAUUUUAAAGAAGAUCAGAAGCCAAGUAUGAUGCCCAGUUUCCUCUCAGAAGCCAAUCCAUUGAGUGCCGUCACUUCAGUUGUGAACAAAUUCAACCCUUUUGAUUUGAUAUCAGAUUCAGAUGCAACUCAUGAUGAAGCCAGUAAGAAACAAAAAGUUGCCCCAAAAGAGCAAGGGAAACCUGAAGAACAGAAGAGCCCCGCAAAACAUCCAGCUCAGCAACAGUCUCCAAAGCAAGUUCAACAGCAAGGACCUGUCAGACCUACCCCCCAGCAAACUGGGUCUUCCAAACCUAUGCCUCAGCAGCAGUCUGGGGAACCAAAGCCAGUUCAGAAACCAGGUCCUGGCCAUCCAGCAGACGCUAAGCUAGAACAAGGGAAACAACCACCCCAGCCGCGAGGACCACAAAAAUCUCAGCCCCAACAGUCAGAACCAACAAAGCCCAUUCAACAACAAACUUCUGCAAAACCUCCAUCAGGACCUUCAAAACCAUCAGCACAGCAACCAGACAGUUCUAGAACAUCAUCCCAAGCACCACCUCCCACAAAAGCAGCAUCACAGCAGCCAGGACCUGUAAAGCAAUCAUCUCAACAGCCAGCUCGACAAGGAGGUCCUAUAAAGCCAUCUUCCCAGCAAGCAGGGUCUCCAAAACAGCCUGCUCAGCAGCCUGGACCCGAAAAACCAUCUGCUCAGCAAACAGGACCUACAAAGCAACCAUCACAGCCUGGACCUGGAAAGCCACCUACACAGCAAACAGGGAUUGUAAAACAAGCACCACCACAGGCAGGGUCUACAAAACCAUCUUCUCAAACUGAAGGAGCCACAAAGUCCCCAGCACAACAGCCAGGACUUACAAAACCACCAGGGCAGCAACCAGGGCCUGAAAAACCCUCACAGCAAAAGCAACCUGCUGACUCCACCCCAAAGAAAACCUUCUGUCCUCUUUGCACAACCACUGAACUACUUCUGCAUGCUCCAGAAAAGGCCAAUUACAACACAUGCACACAGUGCCACACUGUUGUCUGCAGCCUUUGUGGAUUCAAUCCUAAUCCUCAUAUAACAGAGAUUAAGGAAUGGCUCUGUUUAAACUGCCAAAUGCAAAGAGCGUUAGGUGGUGACCUAGCACCAGGUCACGGUCCUGGACCACAGCCAUCUCUACCCAAACAGAAGACACCUGUUCCACCUUCAACGGCUAAACCAUCUCCCCAGCCACAACCACUUCAAAAGAAAGAUGCUUCUCCAAAACCUGAUCCUUCACAGCCAGCAGAAUCAAAAAAAACCCUGCCACAGAAAAAGCAGCCCUCCUUGCCUGGGUCUCCCCCUGUGAAAUCAAAGCAACCUCGUGCUGAGCCUAGUGAGAUCUCCCAGCAAACAGAUCCUGCUCCAAAGCCUGAAGAGGCUAAGACAGCACAGGCUGAAGAUAAGCAAAAACAACCCAGUGCACAGAAGCCUGCAGGGGACGCUGUGCCUACCUCUGCAGCACCAGGGCCGAAACAGGAUUCAUCAGGUCCUAGACCUCUACCAACUCAACAGAAAGUGGCAGAUUCCCCAAAGCCAGAUCUAGCCAAGUCAUCACAGGACGCACAUCCAGCUGAGGAUAAACCAGAUUCCAAACCCCUUCCACAAGUGUCUCGACAGAAGUCAGAUCCCAAGCUUGCAUCUCAGCCUGGGGCUAGACCAGAUGCUAAAACUCAGAAGCCUGUCGAGCCCACACAAACAAAAGAUGAUCCUAAGAAGUUACAAACAAAACCGGCCCCAAAGCCUGAUACUAAACCAGCUCCCAAGGGCCCACAAGCAGGGGCAGGUCCCAGACCAGCACCAGCACAGCCGGCACCGCAACCUCAGCCUCCUCAGAAGGCUCCUGAGCAAUCGAGGCGUUUCAGCCUUAAUCUGGGAGGCAUCACUGAUGCCCCUAAACCUCAGCCUACAACACCACAAGAAACAGUUACUGGGAAACUCUUUGGAUUUGGAGCUUCAAUCUUCAGCCAGGCCUCAAAUUUAAUUUCCACAGCAGGUCAGCCAGGGUCUCAGACACCAGCCCCUGCUACACCUGGUCCUGCAGCAAAGCCAUCCCAGCCUCCAUCACAACCUCCAGCCUUUCAGGCAGCCCCCAAAGAGGCAGGUCCAGCCCAGCCUCCUGCAAAAGCUAUCCCUGUAAAGAAAGAAGCCAAGCCUGUUACAACUGAAAAGCCAGAACCACCAAAACCAGAUAGUGGUUUAGCAACUAAAGGAGCUGAUUUAGAAAAGAAACCUGCUUUGACUAAAGAUAGCAAGCCUCAGGCUGCUGAAGCUAAGAAACCUGCUGAAACACUGGAACCAGAAAAAGCAAGCAAGCCUGAAAUGUCCUGUCCUCUUUGUAAAACUGGACUAAAUAUUGGUUCUACUGAUCCCCCCAACUUUAAUACGUGCACAGAAUGCAAGAAAGUUGUGUGCAAUCUCUGUGGAUUUAACCCCAUGCCACACAUAGCCGAGGUACAGGAAUGGCUGUGCCUAAACUGCCAGACUCAAAGGGCAAUGUCAGGACAGCUUGGGGAUAUGAGCAAGAUGCCACUUCCAAAAACAGGUCCUUCACAACCAGUAGCCACACCACCUGCUACUCCUCAAAAACAGCCUAUGCCUGCUGUCUCACAUUCCCCUCAGAAGACUUCCACACCACCUACUCCAGCAGCAGCAAAACCAAAAGAAGAACCAGGGGUGCAGAAGGAAAUUCCAAAGGGAAGACUGGAAAAAACGUUGUCAGCUGAUAAAAUUCAACAAGGAGUUCAAAAAGAAGAUGCAAAACUUAAGCAGGGAAAACUUGUCAAGACACCUUCAGCAGAUAAAAUCCAGCGUGUUUCUCAGAAGGAAGACCCAAGACUCCAGCAAUUAAAACUGACAAAGGCAGCCUCAUCUGAUAAAAUUUUGCAUGGACUUCAGAAGGAAGAUGCAAAAUUUCAAGACACAAAACUGUCAAAAACUUCCUCAGCUGAUAAAAUCUUGCAUGGAGUUCAGAAGGAAGAUAUAAAACUUCAAGAGGUAAAAUUGGCAAAGGUACCUUCAGCAGACAAAAUUUUACACGGAAUUCAGAAAGAAGAUCCAAAACUCCAACAGGUGAAAAUGACAAAGGCACUAUCUGCUGACAAAAUCCAACCUGUAGAUCAGAAGGAAGGUGCAAAACUUCAGGAGGUCAAAUUAUCAAAGGCAGCUUCAGCUGAUAAAAUCCAACAUGGAACUCAGAAAGAAGAUUCAGAAUUUCAACAUGAAAAAAUCAUAAAAUCCUCAGUGGAACAAGAAGCUCAAAAAGAAGAAUCAAAACUUCAGCAAGUGAAACUGUCCAAGACUCUUUCAGCAGAUAAAAUUCCUGCAGUAACUUCAGACCAAAAGAAACCACUAAGUACUUUGGAAGAAGACAAAAAACUUGUGCUCCCAGAAAAGAUCACACCGCAUCUAGAAGAUAAAAAAGCACAAAUUACAGCUGAGCCUAAAGACCAUAUUGCUGAACAGAAAGCAAAAGGUGAAGCACCUUGCAGGGGACUGCAAGCUAAACAGCAAGAGGAUAUUAAGAAAGAGAGUCUGGCAACUGGAAUUUCACAAAUAGCUUUGAAAGAUGAAAAAGCUCAGGAAAAAGACAUUCCUGUUCAAACAGCACCUUUGCCAGGAACUGACCAUGUGGAAACAGCAAGAGAAAAAACUGAAAAGGAGGAUGACAAAUCAGACACAUCAAGCUCUCAUCAACAGAAAAGUCCACAAGGUUUGAGUGACACCGGCUAUUCUUCUGAUGGGAUAUCAAGUUCACUGGGUGAAAUUCCAAGUCAUAUCCCCAGUGAUGAAAAAGAUUUACUGAAAGGAUCUAUUAAAAAAGACACUAUUUCACAAGAAAGUCCACCAAGCCCCUCAGACCUAGCUAAACUGGAAAGUACUGUACUGUCCAUUUUGGAAGCUCAGGCAAGUUCACUCUCUGAUGAAAAAUCGGGGAAAAGCAAAGAGCUUUUUGAAGCCUAUGGUGGACAGACAAAGGAUCAACAUAAAACAAAGCCUUUGCCAGUCACUCCAGAGUCUUACAGUUCAGAUGAGGAAGAUUUAGAAGCUAUUAAAAAAGAUGAGGGAACCAUUGUAGAGGGUGGCAAAGGAAGGACCUCCUCCCAGGCAGAAUACAAGGAAGCUGAUGAAGGAGAUAACAUAUUGGCAAGAAGACAACGCUAUGAUUCUGUGGAAGACAGCAGUGAGAGUGAAAACUCACCUGUCCCAAGGAGAAAAAGAAGAACUAGUGUUGGUUCUUCAAGUAGUGAUGAGUUCAAACGAGAUGACAGUCAGGGAUCAGGUGAUGAGGAGGACUUCAUUAGAAAACAGAUUAUAGAGAUGAGUGCCGAUGAAGAUGCCUCUGGUUCUGAAGAUGAUGAAUUCAUUAGAAGUCAACUCAAAGAGAUCAGUGCAACUGAAAGCCAAAAAAAGGAAGAAGUCAAAAGCAAAGCCAAAGGAACAGCUGGAAAACAUCGAAGAAUGGCAAGAAAAAUUAGUGCAGGCUAUGAUGAGGAUGCAGGGAGAAGACAUUCAUGGCACGAUGAUGAUGAUGAGACUUUUGAUGAAAGUCCAGAGCCAAAAUACAGGGAAAGUAAAAGUCAAGACAGUGAAGAACUUACAGUAACUGGAGGAGGAGGUCUUCGGCGUUUCAAAACAAUAGAAUUAAAUAGUACAGUAACAAAUAAAUAUUCUGAAGCAUCUGAACAGAAAGGUGGCUUAUAUUUUGAUGAAGAGCCUGAGCUAGAGAUGGAGAGUCUUACAGAUUCACCAGAAGAUAGAUCUAGAGGAGAAGGGUCUUCCAGCUUACAUGCUUCUAGUUUCACACCAGGUACAUCUCCUACUUCAGUGUCAUCACUUGAUGAAGAUAGUGACAGCAGUCCUAGUCACAAAAAACUAGGAGGGGAGAGUAAGCAACAGCGCAAAGCUAGACAUCGGUCACAUGGUCCUCUUCUUCCAACUAUUGAAGAUUCUUCAGAAGAAGAAGAGCUACGGGAAGAAGAAGAGCUGCUGAAGGAACAGGAGAAACAGCGUGAAUUAGAACAGCAGCAGAGAAAAAGUUCUAGCAAAAAAUCUAAAAAGGACAAGGAUGAAUUGAGAGCUCAGAGAAGAAGAGAACGACCAAAGACUCCACCAAGUAAUCUUUCUCCCAUUGAGGAUGCAUCUCCUACAGAAGAAUUACGACAGGCAGCAGAGAUGGAGGAGCUCCACAGGUCCUCUUGUUCGGAAUAUUCACCUAGUAUUGAGUCAGAUCCUGAGGGAUUUGAAAUCAGCCCAGAAAAAAUAAUAGAAGUACAAAAAGUUUACAAAUUGCCUACUGCUGUCUCUCUGUACUCACCAACAGAUGAACCAACAGCACUCCCUAAAGAAGACAGUGAUCAAAAGACAUUAAAAAGUGCUGAAGAGGUGUAUGAGGAGAUGAUGCACAAGACCCAUAAGUCCAAGUCAUUUCAAAUUGCAAAUGAAAAAGAUGAAGUAUUUGAGAAAGAAUCUCUAUAUGGUGGAAUGCUAAUAGAGGAUUAUAUAUAUGAGUCUUUAGUAGAGGACACUUACAAUGGGACUAUUGAUAGUAAUCUCAUAAUGAGACAAGAUGAGAGCAGUGAAUAUAUACAACAGAGAGGAAAGGAGAAAAAAAUAAGAGCUUCGGAACAGAUCUAUGAAGAACCACAGAAAAUUACUGAUCUACAGAAAGACUACUAUAGCAUUGAGACUUUGCAUUCCAUUGUGCCUCAAGAAGAUAUUGUUUCUAGUUCUUACAUUAUCCCAGAAAGUCAUGAAAUAAUUGUAUUAGACAGCACAGUAACUUCCACUGCUGAGGAAAAGCAUUUGUUAGAUGCAGAAGCUGCUUAUGAAGAGCUUAUGAAAAAGCAAAGAAUGCAGCUAACCCCCGGAUCCAGUCCAACACAACCAACUUCAGGUUUCGUUCCCACAUCUGACACAAAGGUAUCUAGUGCUGGAGAAAUAGUAGAUAGCACGUCUUUAACAUCAAGCACUACUUCAGCAGUCUCAGAUAUAUCACCUGUCAGUAGCACAGCGCUUUCCAUUCCAGAUGUUAAAAUCACACAGCAUUUUACAGCAGAGGAAAUCGAAGAUGAAUACUUAACAGACUACGCCAGAGAAAUUCAAGAAAUAAUUUCUCAUGAAACAUCAAUGUUGACAUACUCUGAGACGUCAGAAGGUGUUGCAUCAGUUUUACCUUCUGAUACAGCCUCCCUAACAUCAUCUACAUCUUCAGUUUGUACCACAGAUAGUUCAUCACCUGUAGAGAGUACAACCACAGGUUAUGUAGAUACAACAGAUGCUGUAAGUAAGCUAGCUGAUUCUGAAGGUGUUAAGGUAACUCAAGUUCCCUUAACAUCUACAGAAAAGUACUCUGAAGUGAGUAUGCCUUAUGAAUCUAUUGGUGAAGCCACUAAAAAGCCACAUAUAGUGUCAGAUGUGGAAAGCAUGCAGCAAACUGCAGUUUGUUUGCCUGAAACUGCAGCUUCAGUGGUGUCAACUACAGUUACAGUAGCCAAACAAUAUCCAACUGAUAGCAUUACUUUUGAUACCUCAAAAGCAGAAAAGGAAGCCACUAGAAAAGUGAUAAGUACAGUACAGGCUGGCCUUGUCAAAAUUCCUCAUGAGGAGUCACAGAAAGAAUUGGGUGUUGAUAUCACAAGGAUUAAUUUGACUAGUGUUACAGCUGAGCCUGUGUGUAUAGCAUCAGUGCCCAUGACAAUGCCUGCAUUAGAAACAUUUUCUGUACCUACUCCCAGCAUUGUGAGUAAGACCAGUAUGGUCUCUGUGCCUUCCUCAGCUCCCGCUGUAACAUCUAAAGUAUUCUCACUCUUUAGAAGCUCUUCUUUGGAUUCUCCGGCACAGCCUUCUCCACCCCCCCCACCUCCUCCUCCACCACCUCCUCCACCACCAUUACCUCCACCUAUCUUACCCAAGCCAGCCAUUUAUCCCAAAAAGAAGUCACAGAUUAAGACUCCAGCAGCAACAGCUCCCACAGUGGUACCUUCAGUCACAAGUGUUCCCACACUUGAGUCCACCACUGUAUUAAAGAACCAUGUGGUACCUAUCACAAAACCACACACCCCAACACCACCUCCCGUACCACCCAAACCGUCCUCCAUUCCAGCAGGGCUUGUUUUCAGUCACAGGCCUGCUGAGGUAACUAAACCUCCAAUUGCUCCCAAACCAGCAGUUCCUCCGCUCCCAAUAACUGUUCAUAAACCAGCAGAAAUACAGCCCAAGCCAACAGGUCUGUCACUGACUUCAAGUAUGACCCUGAAUUUGGUCUCAGCAGCUGAAUACAAAAUAGCAUCUCCCACUUCCCCUUUGUCUCCACACUCUAACAAAUCUUCACCAAGGCUGACAAAACCUUCACAGGAAACCUAUGUUGUCAUCACCUUGCCAUCAGAGCCUGGAACUCCCACAGAAGCUAUAACUAGUCAGGCUGUUACCAGCUGGCCUUCAGAAGCACCCUCUAAGGAACAGAUUGUCCAGCCUAUGCAACCAAUUUUUACUCCAUCCAUGAAAACUACAGAAAUCCAAAGUAUGGCUGAUCAGAGUAUGUACAUUCCAGGUGCUAUGCAAGCUAUUCCCAUCACAACACAAUCAACUUCAAAGUCAGAAGUAGUGACAACAGAUGUAACCAAGACCACUGCAUCUGUGGUUAAAGGCCCAGUGCCUGGUUUUGGUUUAGGUAGUGUAGCUAUCACUAUACCUCCAGAGCCACUACAUAUAGUAGAUCAACCCAGGUAUAGAGAGAAUGGAAGAUUCCAUCCUUUGGGUGAUGUCAUAGAUCUUCGCACUUUAACUAAGAUGAAUAUUGAAGUGAGAGAUAGCUGCAUGGAUUUGUCUGCUGUUUCCAUGGACGUGAGAAGGCAAAUGCCAGCAAGCGACACAUGCGGGCGGUCAGUGAGUACUGUCCAGCCAGCUAUAAUAAAUCUUAGUACCGCAUGUGUUGCUGAUACUACUCUGUCCGUAGUCACUGAGACUGUGACCAUAACAACCUGCACUGCCACUCUAAGCUACACUACCAGUACAGACAGCCUUGUGGAUCUGGGACAUGCGAUGACAACACCGCUUCAGCUAACAACAUCAAAACAUUUUGAGCCUGCACACAGAGUAUCACACAGCCAAGCAUUCUCUGCAGGUAGAGAUGAAGUGCCAAUAAAUUUAUCCCUGGGUACUUCAGCCCAUGCAGUGACAUGGGCUACUACAAAGCCUGUUACUGUACCACCCAUUGGUGUUACAAAUGGUUGGACUGAUCUCUCGGCUUCUCAGGAGCCAGUGGAGAGUGGAGCAGUUGACCUUAGUACUACCAAAUCCCACAGAACAGUGGUAACAAUGGAUGAAAGUACUUCAGGUAUCAUAACAACAGUAAUAGAAGAUGAUGAAAAGCCUGUAGAUCUCACUGCAGGGAGAAGAGCUGUCUGCUGUGAUAUGGUCUAUAAAUUACCAUUUGGUAGGAGCUGUACAGCGCAGCAACCACCAACUACACUUCCUGAAGAUCGCUUUGGUUACAGAGAUGACCAUUAUCAGUAUGAUCGUUCAGGGUCAUAUGGCUACCGAGGAGUGGGAGGUAUGAAACCAUCUAUGUCUGACACAAAUUUAUCAGAAGCUGGACUCUUUGCAUACAAAAGCAAGAAUAGCUUUGAUUAUCGAGUUGGGGCAACUGAUGCAGCAGUAGAUCUUACAUCUGGAAGAGUUACUACAGGUGAGGUUAUGGAUUACUCAAGCAAGACUACUGGUCCUUAUCCAGAGACUCGGCAGGUGAUUUCUGGCAUCGGGCUCAGUACACCACAGUAUUCCCAAGCAAGAAUGGUAUCAUCUCUGGGUUCCCAGUUUGGUGUUGGAAGUGUUUUAAGAUCAUCCAAUGGUGUUGUUUAUUCUUCAGUAGCAACUCCAAUCCCAAGCACAUUUGCCAUCACUACACAGCCUGGUUCUAUUUUCAGCACAAGUGUCAGAGAUUUGCCUGCUAUCCAAACCGUUGACUCAGUGCCCUCUUUAUCAACUUUGCAACAGAGUCAACCACUGCCGAGAUCAUACAGCUUCUUGACAACUGUGGCAGCUGAAAAAGACAGUACAGUUGCUGCCAUUGAUAUGGAGACAGGCUUACCACCUCUUACUAUAGAAACUGUUACUACUGAGCCAACCAGCUUGAUACCUGCUUUAACUACAGCAUCAGAAGUUUAUACAGAUGUAAUUGAAGAUGAGGUUGCCCUUCUCAUUGCCCCUGAAGAAGGCAAACAGCAGCAGCUUGAUUUGGAGCGUGAGCUUCUUGAGCUUGAGAAAAUUAAGCAGCAGCGUUUUGCAGAAGAGCUGGAAUGGGAACGUCAGGAAAUUCAAAGAUUUAGGGAGCAAGAAAAGUUUAUGGUGCAAAAAAAGCUUGAGGAGUUGCAAUCAAUGAAGCAUCAUCUCUUAUUUCAGCAAGAGGAGGAACGGCAAGCUCAGUUUAUGAUGAGGCAAGAGACAUUAGCCCAGCAGCAGUUGCAGCUUGAACAAUUCCAACAGCUUCAGCAACAGCUCCAUCAACAGUUAGAGGAGCAAAAAAUUCGUCAAAUAUAUCAGUAUGGUUAUGACCCUUCAGGAACUGGCUCGCCACAAACUACCACAGAACAAGCACUUCUGGAAGGACAAUAUGCAACCACAGAAAAUGGCCAGUUUUGGCCUACUGAUGAUGCAACCACUACAGCUUCAGGAGUGCUAGGUAUUGAAAUUCCACAAAGCCAAACGUGGUAUACAGUUCAGUCUGAUGGUAUCACCCAAUAUAUACCCAGGUCUGGUAUCCUAAGCUCUGUUUCAGAAAUGUCUCUUAAGGAUAUUGAUGUUAGAGAGGAAAAACAAUUGAAAAAGAGAAGCUCUAUGCCAAAAUUACGUGGUCCGUAUGAGGAGCUUGAGGAGACGCUGGAAGAAGAGCCCCGGUGCUUCAAAAAGAUAGUGGACAGUGGUGUGCAAACUGAUGAUGAAGAUGCAGCAGACAGAGGUUACACAAACAGGAGGCGGAGAAGUAAGAAGAGUGUUGAUACAAGUGUUCAGACAGACGAUGAAGAUCAAGACGAGUGGGAUCUUUCUAGCAGAUCAAGAAGGAAGCCUCGUGUGGGGAAAUACAGUGAGAGUACCACUGAUGCAGACAAAGCUAAACAGUUCUCCAAAGUGUCUAGUAUUGCAGUUCAGACGGUGGCAGAGAUUUCAGUACAGACAGAACCUGUAGGAACAAUAAGAACACCUUCAAUCAGGGCCCGAUUGGAUGCUAAGGUUGAAAUCAUAAAACACAUUUCCGCUCCAGAAAAGACAUAUAAAGGAGAAAGUUUGGGAUGCCAAACGGAGACAGAGUCAGAUUCCCAAAGUCCCCAAUAUCUGUCAGCUUCAUCUCCUCAGAAGGAUAAAAAACGCCCAACACCUUUAGAGAUAGGAUAUUCAUCCCACCUUCGGCCAGACUCCACGUUGCAGGUAGUCCCUUCCCCUCCAAAAUCUCCCAAGGUUCUCUAUUCACCCAUUUCACCUCUUUCACCAAGCAAAGUUAUAGAGUCAGCAUUUGUACCCUAUGAAAAACCCAUCACUGAUGACAUCAGCCCUCAGAAGAUGCUGCAUGCUGACAUUGCCAAGGGUCCUCCACCAAGCCCAAAGGCUGCAAAGAUGAUGCAACGCUCUAUGUCUGAUCCCAAGCCCCUGAGUCCCACAGCAGAAGACAGUUCCAGAGCUCAGUUUCAGUACACUGAGGGUUUCAUGACAAAAGGUUCUUCAAGCAUAACUCCAUCAGGCACUCAAAAGAAAGUCAAGAGGACUCUGCCCAACCCACCUCCAGAGGAAGCAACAGCAGGAACUCAGUCGCUAUAUACUUCUGUGGGAUCAGUUUCACGCAGAAGGAUUUGUAGGACAACCACUAUGGCCAGAGCCAAAAUUCUUCAGGAUAUAGAUAGGGAGUUGGAUCUGGUUGAACGUGAAUCAGCCAAGCUUAGGAAGAAGCAAGCAGAGCUAGAUGAGGAGGAAAAAGAAAUAGAUGCCAAGCUGAGAUACUUGGAAAUGGGCAUUAAUAGGAGGAAAGAAGCCUUACUAAAAGAAAGAGAAAAGAGAGAGCGUGCCUAUCUCCAAGGAGUAGCAGAAGAACGUGAUUAUAUGUCAGACAGUGAAGUUAAUAAUACCAGGUCAACCAGAAUAGAAACUCAGCACGGCUUGGAAAGACCACGUACUGCACCCCAGACAGAAUUUAACCAGUUUAUGCCACCACAAACCCAGCCAGAAACACAGUUUGCCCCUGCUACCAGCCCAUAUGCACAAUAUCAGUAUUCAUCUCCUGCCCUGCCAACUCAAGCACCAACUCAGUUCACACAACAAUCACACUACCAGCAGCAGCAGCCGUUGUAUCACCAGCAGGUUUCACCCUAUCAGACCCAGACAGCUUUCCAGACAGGAGCUUCUAUGUCCUUUACUCCACAGGCUCAACCUCCACCGUCUCAGCAGCCAUCGUAUCAGCUCCCUUCGCAGAUGAUGGUGAUACAGCCAAAGCCAAGACAAACCACAUUGUAUUUGGAGCCUAAGAUAACAACAAACUAUGAUGUAAUUCGCAAUCAGCCUCUCAUGAUAGCUCCAGUUUCAACUGACAAUAGUUAUGCAGUAAAUACUCUGGGCAGUAAAUAUUCUACCUUGGAUUUAAGGAUAGGACUAGAUGAGAGGAACAGCAUAGCAAGCAGCCCUAUAUCAAGCAUAUCUACAGAUUCAUUCUAUGCAGAUAUAGACCACCACCACACACCUCGAAAUUAUGUGCUGAUUGAUGAUAUAGGGGAACUUACUAAAGGAACAGGAACACUUGGUUCCAGUUUUAGCCUCCAUGAGAAAGAUCUGACCAAAACAGAUCGACUGCUUCGCACAACUGAGGCCAGGAGAGCGCAGGAGGUGUCAGACUUCCUAGCACCACUGCAGACUUCUUCUAGGUUACAUUCCUAUGUUAAAGCUGAUGAAGACCCAAUGGAGGACCCUUAUGAGCUCAAACUCUUGAAACACCAGAUAAAACAAGAGUUCCGUAGAGGUGCAGAAAGUCUUGAUCAUCUGUCUGGCCUGUCACAAUACUACCAUGCAGAGGGCAGCUACAGGCACUUCCCAAAAUCUGAGAAAUAUAGCAUAGGUAGACUCACUCUUGAGAAGCAGGCUGCUAAGCAGCUCCCAGCAGCCCUCCUUUACCAGAAGCAGUCAAAACACAAGAAAGCUUUGAUAGACCCCAAACUGACAAAGUUUUCACCUAUCCAAGAAAGCAGAGACCUUGAGCCUGACUAUUCAAGCUAUAUGACUUCUAGCACUUCAACACUUGGGGGAAUUACAACUAGGGCAAGGCUUCUUCAGGAUGAUAUCACUUUUGGCCUUAGAAAAAACAUCACUGACCAACAGAAAUACAUGGGGCAACCACUGACUUCAUCCAUUGGAGCAGGCCUUGGGACAGCACUAGGUCCAACAAUGAGAUCCGCAUUACAAGAUGAAGCAGAUAAGUCUUAUAGCAGUGGUAGUAGAUCUAGGCCCUCAUCCAGACCCUCCUCAGUUUAUGGGCUUGAUUUGUCAUUGAAAAGGGAUUCUUCCAGUUCUUCUUUAAGACUGAAAGCCCAAGAAGAACCCUUAGAUGUUUCCUUUAGCCAUGCCGCACCUUCUGGAAGAACUAAACCAACCAGUCUACCUAUUAGCCAAAGCAGGGGGAGGAUCCCAAUAGUAGCGCAGAACUCAGAGGAGGAGAGCCCACUGAGUCCCGUUGGCCAGCCAAUGGGAAUGGCAAGAGCAGCAGCUGGACCCUUGCCACCAAUAUCCGCAGAUACCAGGGACCAAUUUGGAUCGAGCCAUUCAUUACCUGAGGUCCAGCAACAUAUGAGGGAGGAGUCACGGACUCGAGGCUAUGAUCGAGAUAUAGCCUUCAUCAUGGAUGACUUCCAGCAUGCCAUGUCAGACAGUGAAGCCUAUCAUCUCCGUCGUGAAGAAACAGAUUGGUUCGACAAGCCCAGGGAGUCACGUUUGGAGAAUGGACAUAUCAUUGACAGAAGGCUGCCAGAGAAGUUAUCCCACUCUCGUCCACCAAGUCAGCACCAAGACCAAGUAAGCUGUCAAAUAAAUGGGAAGCCCCUGCAGUAUAUUUUCCCUCAUACAAGACUCAAACUACUGAGAGACCCAAAGGAUCACACAGUUUCAGGCAAUGGCCUGGGAAUACGAGUUGUAGGUGGGAAAGAAAUUCCUGGAAGCAGUGGGGAGAUUGGAGCUUAUGUUGCCAAGAUCUUGCCUGGGGGCAAUGCAGAGCAGACCGGGAAGCUGAUAGAAGGAAUGCAGGUGCUGGAAUGGAAUGGAAUCCCCUUGACUGGGAAAACUUAUGAAGAAGUCCAGAGCAUUAUUAUUCAGCAGAAUGGGGAAGCAGAAAUAUGUGUAAGACUGGACCUAAACAUGCUCUCAGACUCUGAGAAUCCCCAGCAUCUGGAGCUGCAUGAGCCAGUAAAGGCAGUAGAUAAAGCGAAGUCCCCAGGGGUUGAUCCCAAGCAGCUGGCUGCAGAGCUCCAGAAGGUUUCUCUACAGCAGUCACCUCUGGUUGCUUGCUCAGGAGUGGAAAAGGGAUCUCAUGUUCAUUCUGGAACCACUUCUGCCACCUCUAGCUCUGUUCCCAGCCCUGGUCAGCCGGGUUCUCCCUCAGUGAGCAAAAAGCGGCACAGCAGUAAGCCCACAGAAACCACAAAGUCUGCUUCCCAUCCAAUCACUGGAGAAAUUCAGCUUCAAAUCAACUAUGACAAACACCUUGGCAACCUUAUCAUCCAUAUCCUUCAGGCAAGAAACCUGGCUCCUAGAGACAACAAUGGCUAUUCAGACCCCUUUGUUAAAGUUUAUCUUCUUCCAGGGAGAGGACAAGUCAUGGUUGUCCAAAAUGCAAGUGCUGAGUACAAGAGGAGAACUAAGCACAUACAGAAAAGCUUGAAUCCCGAGUGGAAUCAGACUGUCAUUUAUAAGAACAUCUCUGUGGAGCAGCUGAAAAAGAAAACACUGGAAGUGACUGUCUGGGAUUAUGAUAGAUUCUCCUCCAAUGACUUCCUUGGUGAAGUAUUGAUCGAGUUAUCCAGCAUCUCCCAGCUUGACAAUACUCCUCGGUGGUACCCUCUGAAAGAACAGAGUGAAAACACUGAUCAUGGGAAAUCUCAUUCUGGACAGAGUAGCCAACAAUCUCCAAAACCAUCUGUCAUCAAAAGCAGAAGUCAUGGAAUCUUCCCAGACCCCUCCAAGGACAUGCAGGUGCCCACCAUUGAGAAAUCCCACAGCAGUCCAGGGAGCUCCAAAUCUUCCUCUGAAGGACAUCUGCGCUCUCACGGUCCAUCUCGCAGCCAAAGCAAAACCAGCGUCACUCAAACCCACCUUGAAGACGCUGGGGCAGCCAUCGCCGCUGCUGAAGCAGCUGUCCAACAGCUUCGCCUUCAACCAACAGCACAUAAAAGCGGUCAGUCUAAUCAUGCCAGGAAGCAGCACAGACACAGCAUAGCAGGAGUCCUCCCUAUUCAAAGAACUCAGUCUGACAAUCUGCCUCCACCAGCCAAUGACAACAAAGACCAAAGCCAACUAGCCCUCAGGAAAGUGAUGUCUGAUGGACCAGUCAAGCCUGAAGGAGCAAGGUCGACUAACCACCGACCUGCAGAAAGCUCUGUCUCCACUGGCUCGUCGGUCAGCAGUUUUGGCAGUGGAUACAGCAUGGAUAGUGAAGGCAGCAGCAGUGCCACAGCAGAGAACAAUCUCUUUCCCAUACCAAGAAUAGGGAAGAUGAGCCAGAAUGGACAAGAACCAGUAAAGCAGUCGGGAGUAGGAUUAACUGAUGCAGAAGGUAAAACACAGGUUAUGGGUGAAAUCAAAAUUGCGUUAAAGAAGGAAAUGAAGACAGAUGGAGAACAGCUGAUAGUAGAAAUCCUUCAGUGCAGAAAUAUCACAUACAAAUUUAAAUCUCCAGAUCACCUACCAGACCUGUAUGUGAAGCUGUACGUUGUCAAUAUCUCUACUCAAAAAAGAGUAAUUAAGAAGAAAACCAGGGUAUGCAGGCAUGACCGAGAGCCUUCGUUCAAUGAAACAUUUAGAUUUAGCUUGAGUCCUGCUGGGCAUUCUCUUCAGAUACUGCUUGUCUCCAAUGGAGGAAAAUUUAUGAAAAAGACACUGAUUGGGGAAGCUUAUAUCUGGCUUGACAAAGUGGAUCUAAGGAAAAGAAUAGUAAACUGGCACAAACUGUUGGUCAGCUCCACACAAGCACACUGAGCAGAGCUGUCUGCUUAGGGCACAAAACCUGCAGAGUCUGCUACAAACAGCAUCACUCCAAGACUAUAGUUUGAUAUCAUUGUGUUUAGCUAGUCUUUCAGAAUACAAAGUAGAAAAGAGCAGUCUCUGGGCUACGUAGCACACUCAAAUGAGGGCUAGUACACUUGUUUUGCUGCAAAAGACAGCAAAGAAAAUCUGGGCCCAGAAUUUAAAGUGAGGCUGUUUGAAAUGAAGACUGAUACAAGGGCUCCAAGAUGUUGGACUCUUUGUGAAGAGAGUAACUGGAAAGGAAAUAAUGAAGGCUGGAAGGCAGAUGUUAAAGCAGAGCUCGGCUGCAGCUGGAGAUAGUGUGAUGGAAAGAGCAUUCUGGUUUUCUAUGCAACCAGAAAGAGAUCACUUUAUGCAAAAGCACCUAGGGUGACUGACUUUCCAAACAGCACUUAUCAGAAGUGCCAAACACGUUCCUCUGCACCUUAGGAUCUCUGAUAAUUUGUUGAAGUGAGAUUAUGCCACUUGACACAAACUGCAAGGUGUUUGCAAGAGUGGUGAAGUUAUUUUAUAUUACUUUUUCCCCCCCUUCUUUUCCUUUAAAAACUAUGCUAUGGAGAAACAGAUCUCAUUGUUUCAUUUGUUUCUGUCUGUUAACAAUGGAUAUAAACCACUGUCCUAGGAUGUAACAGAUAGAAUUGUGUUAAUGGUCUGUAAUUUGGGAUGUGCUUUUAAAGAGAAAGGACAGGAUGAAAACUGCACCACACCGGGAAGAAAAAAAUGCUGUUUUGAUGUCGAUGACACUGUACUUCACCUCGCCUUUCAAAUUAGAAACUGUAAAAUUCUUUGAGUUGAAAACUGUAGGAAAGUUUGGAACUGAAGAAGUUUAAGUACUGGGACCAACACAAUCGUUUCCACUAGUGCUUGCAUUUUUCAGCAACCAGUCUUAGUCUGAAAAAUGUACAGAGAUGAGGAAUUGUAGGCAUUAUUUUGUGGGCACUUUGGAACAGCAGACUCACCACGCUAACACCAAGGUACAGUGUUAAUACCAGUGACAUACUUGAAACCUAAAGGGAAGGGAUAGCAGAAUAGUUACUCCCUGGAGGCUAUCACAUUACAGAGAAUUAAGACUGUCUUCUAGUUGCCUCAGGUCUGAGCAUAAUCCACUUAACAUCAAGGCUUCUCAAUUAGAAAAGAAGUAAAUAGGAAUGUAAAUUGUAGCGUUUGAGAUUGUGUCAGCAUUUUCAUGCUUUUAGAGCCACACUUUCAGGAGCUUGAAGCCGAUCAAUUAAAUCACUAGUUCCUGGGAUACCUUAGGCUGGUUGUAUUUUCCUUCAUACCUUUGUGGAAGAAAAAUGGAGAGCUUUGUUUCCUAUUUCUAAAGGUAAAGUAGAUCCUUUAAAAGAAAAAUAAACCACACAAGAGUCAUCAUGGUACUCAGAAGUCAUGGUUGCUCAGAAGUCGUGUAAUAUUUCACUGCUUCAUUAGAAAGUAGUUUCCCUGGAACUUCAAUCUCACGACCUUUGCAUGUUUAAAAAAGAAAAUGACCAUAUUUUUGCACUUCAGACAUUUCUUUUUCUUGCCCAGUAAGGACUUUCACAGGUUAUUUAUUAGGCAUCUUCUUAUAUUUUCUGAAAUUUUGUAGCAUACUUCCACAGAUCGUGUAACCCCAACUGAAAAUAUUACCCCAGAAUAUACUAUGCUUUAAAAAAAAAAAAAAAAAAAAAAAGAGAAAGAAAAAUAAGGCUUAGUUUAUUCGGAAUCUAGACUGACCGUGCAAAAGCUAUACCACUUAAUCCAGUGACACUCUCACGUGCAGGUUUUGAGUUAGCUUAAUCAAAAUAAGAGAAAGGAAAAAGAUUAUGAGAAGAAACAUGGAAUCUAUGCUACAUGCACCAAGAAAACUCCUGUUAGUCAUCAAUAACCUGCUGGUAGCCUGCUUGACUUGCAGGUGGAGCAAUCUUAACACAGUCUUACUACACACAAGACAACAUCACCGACAGUGGAAGUAAGAUAUGUGCUUUAAUAGUGAAUUUCAUGCUUUCACGAGUAAAUGCAUACCCUACCUCUCAUAUAUUAAAAAAAACAAACAUUCCUCUGCAGUUGUUGUAAGCAUCCUCUAUGUUUUGAUGUUGUAUAUGUUUUUGUAAGACAAAUGUUUCAAAGCCCUCAACUGAACCAAAAAAAAAGCCUGCGCGGAUAUACCUGUGUUGCUCUUUGGGUGGGUUAUUUUGUAUUCCUGACGGCUAUAAUGCAUACUUUCAUUGAAAGAAGCCCAAAAGUUCAAAAUAAUAAAAACCCCAAAACAGUCCUGUUUCAAGUACUGUGUGAAGUCCAAGCCAUGAGGUGUGCAAUUUUGUGCAAACUGCUGGUAAUUUUGCUCUAAGGUUUGCUAUAAAAACAGCACAUGACUCUAGUAGUUGCUAUGGAGAUUUCCAGCAGAAACAAGCAGUGUCUGGCUGCCUUACUGGGAAGCCUGUAAUCAGCACUCUUAACUGAGAAAGCAGACAGGUGUGUUUUAUUCUCCCACACAGACAAAUGUGGCCAACGUUUUUCUAAAGUAGCUGGUUAAGGUGGUACAGCUGUGGCGGUGUGGAACGGCUAUCUUCGUGGGAUAAACAGCUGUCAGCAAAGGGGUUCAUUCAAGCAUCUUUGAUUCUCUGAACAACACACAAACUGUUUCUGCAUGUCAAAAUGGCAAUCUGGGCUCCUAUCAUGUAGUGAAAGGUUGGAGCUUGUCAGGAACGUGGCACUGCCUUGGUCAGGUACGGCAAGGACAGGGCUCCUUUGGUGUAACUCAGGAUGGGCUAAGGACCUGGGCCCACACACUCUCUUUCCUGAGGCAGCAUCAGAGGUCAAAGGAUGCUUUCAAAGUGUGCCAAGUUCCUUUUUGACCAAAUUUCUAGGUUGCACUAGAAUCACUCUAUGCAACACAGAUUCAUGUUCUCCUUUCCUUUUUUUUUUAAAAGUGUGUGUGUGUUUUGUGCUUUUGUUUUCUUGUUUCAUGAAUAAAGUCAGGAAAAGCUCACUUCUGACAAGGUCUUUCAGAAAAAUAAUCAAACAAGGACUAUUAGUUUUUUUUUUUUUUUUGCUUUUCUUUGUAUAUAACUCAGUUUUUGUUGUUUUUUUUCUCAUUAAUGGUUUUUUUUUUUCUUUUAUCUGGCCAAAAGUGCAUAGAUGUGGCAACAACUUUUAUCAUCCCUGGUUCUUGGUUUUGUUUUUUAAUUCAUAAAUCCGCUGAGUCAAUGGAGAUUGAAGCUGCUUCUGUGUUCAAGGUCUUGUACAGUGGAAACAAGCUGAAAAAUGAGCAAAAGCACAGUGUGUGUGUUUACAAAUGACAGGGAUUUCUCAUGUUACCAUUAUUGUUAUCAUCAUGCAUACAGUGAGUAGCAAACAACCACUUUGUUUUUUCCAGAAGAGAUAUGAGAGUUUCUGUGAUGAAUGUUGAGCUAGUUCUUUCCCAUUACACUUUAAAGGGAUAGUAUCCAGGGGCAAUGAGUGCUGCUUCUUUAUUAUUACCCAUGUUUUUACAUUACAUGGAUCCUGUAUGAAAGAAACAUAACCCCAAUCCAAACCAGUGGAAGUCAGUAACAACCAAUUUCUUGACUAACACUGGCUUUAAAUCAAGAACUAGGAAAUAUCCAACUUAUUUUUCUGGAUGCUGGGUUUUCACAUGGUUAGGCUGUGGGACAUGGUAGCUGGUAACCAGCUGAUACUGAUUCUUACUUAGAGGGAGGUAUCCCUGCCUAUGGCAGGGGGUUGGAACUGGAUGAUCUUUGAGGUCCCUUCCAACCUAAACCGAUCUAUGAUGAUGAAGAAAAAGAAGACAUCUAUUAUAUUGUAAGCUAGUGUGUUCCCAAUAAAUAAUAUUUAAUUAGGAUUUAGUUUCAUGGAGAUAUCAUAAAGAUGUUAAUAGUAUUUUUAAAAAUUAUUAUUUGAAUCAUAACUGACACUAUUUUUAAGUACUUUAUUUUCAUUGCUACAAUGCUGAAUGUCACAGAUUUCAUUAUUUGAGUAUAUAUCUAGAUAUGUACAUACCUGUGUGAAUAACAGAGAAGAUUUGCAUUAGUGUGAGUGUAACUUAUAAAGGUAAUGAAGCAGAGAGGAAAUUUAGUGUAAGUUUCCACAUACAUUAUAUUUAAACCCUAGACCUACAUGCCCUGUGAAUUUUUAGUACACCUGGCAUCUAGGGUCAGUUGCUAUUUGUAAAUCCACGUUGCCUUUAGAAGGAAAAUAGAAGGAAUAAAUAAAACCGGAUACUCUCUCUUUAAAUCAUAAGAAGCAUUUUAAUAUUUUCUAUAUGUUCCAUUUUAUUAUUUUGAAAAAUAAAAAAAAGAAGAAAAUAUAUUGAUGAGCUCAAAAGUUAUAAUAUAUAUAGAUAUCCAUAACUCAAAAUAGAUGAUUUCAGCAAAAGCAGUUUUCUUAAUUUGUUACCCUGUAAAUAAGUAUACAUUUUUGUAAACCAAACUGAGUUUAAAUUGACUCCAUUAGAAAUCCAAGCAUGUGAAUGUGUCCUUAUUUGAUUGUACCUUCUAAGUGUCCAGUGAUGUGCUCAGGUGCUCAAAAACGGCUGACUAGCGUGUGUGCUGUCAUGCUACAGACAAUGUGUACAGCAUACCCAACAUGACAGAAAAAAAAAAUCCAAACCCACUAAAACACCUCACCAAAAAUAAUUAAAAACAAACAAAAAAAAAGAAAAAUAAAAAAAAAGAGAAAAAAAAAAAGUAGUCCUUGGAGAAAUGUAAUGUUUCCACAGUGAAUGUUGCAUGCAUAGAUGAUGGUUUGUUGAUACUCAUUUUACUUUGGAUUUACUUUAAUAUUCAUUUUGUGUCCAGAUUCAUCAGGUUAAAAAAAAAAAAAGGCAGACUUGUUCUGGAAGUUGUAAAAACUGAAACAAAACCAGUAUGAGAACUGUAUACAAAAAGAAAAAAAAUAUGCUUGUAAAUCUGUCUCAAUUUUCACUUUAUGUAUAAACCCAUGUCAUGGUUUUGUGAUUGUAUACAGGAUGUAUCUUGAGACUUUAUGCAAAUCGUGCUGUAUAAAGGCUGUUAUCCCAGCCUGAGAAAUAAAUAUUUAAAAUACCUGG
Pogoniulus pusillus (Red-fronted tinkerbird) is the source of this 20953-nucleotide messenger RNA. RefSeq names its product piccolo presynaptic cytomatrix protein (gene PCLO). Gene Ontology annotation, biological process: protein localization to synapse; presynaptic active zone assembly. Gene Ontology annotation, molecular function: structural constituent of presynaptic active zone; metal ion binding; protein binding. The record is from RefSeq and is a predicted model, not a curated record. Gene Ontology annotation, cellular component: glutamatergic synapse; axon; GABA-ergic synapse. The transcript is spliced from 26 exons. NCBI's taxonomy places the organism in Eukaryota, Metazoa, Chordata, Aves, Piciformes, Lybiidae. The coding region runs from base 229 to 15879 and encodes 5216 amino acids.